GACGCAGGCCUGUCCAUCACCAACUCAACAAGCUCUCGAGAUAAAUCAGAUAAAAUGGCCCCUGCAACGAAGCCAGGAUCCGAGAAGAAGCAAAAAUCGCUAACAUCCUUCUUCUCUCCAAAGCCAGCAUCUGCUGUCGCACCACAGGCAGCUCCGUCAUCGCCCCUGCAGCGUGAAUCAAUAUCAACCACACGGAAACGAUCCUUAGCCGAAGACGAUGACAGAGGAAACCAAUUGCCUGAGAGGACAGUCAAAAAAGCUAAAAGCGUAGAAGUGGACGAAAACACAAACCCAGAUCCCGUACCUCAAUCGUACACCUCGUCACCGGCGGAACGCUUUCGAUACGAUGAAUCAAAGACAGCUGGCGAGGCCUCUGAAGAUGAUGAAGCAGUGCGCAAGCGCAAUGCGGAACUACACACAAAGUUUGUCAAGAAACUUGGCCACCCCGAUGCCAUGAGCUGGCGGUCCAAGUUUACGGAUAACAAGACGACCGAAGACGACGAAGCAGCUGGCGAAGACGAUGACGAGGAUGAGCCGGCACCGGCAAAAACAAAGAAAAAGGGCGCCAAGACAGGCAAACUGACACCAAUGGAGAUUCAAUUUCUCGACAUUAAGCGGAAACACAUGGAUACCGUACUCAUUGUCGAAGUGGGCUACAAGUUCAAGUUCUUUGGAGAGGACGCUCGCAUAGCCGCCAAGGAGCUGAGCAUUGUCUGUAUACCCGGCAAGAUGCGCUUUGACGAGCAUCCUUCCGAAGCGCACCUCGACCGAUUCGCAUCGGCCAGUAUCCCGGUUCAUCGUCUGCCUGUCCACGCGCGCCGACUAGUUGCUGCAGGCCACAAAGUAGGCGUUGUCCGACAGAUUGAGACGGCCGCACUCAAGAAAGUUGGCGAUAAUCGAAACACGCCAUUUGUUCGCAAGCUUACCAACUUAUAUACAAAAGGCACAUAUAUUGACGAAAAUGGAGACCUCGAGCAGCAGCCGCAAGCCAGCUCGCCGUCAGGAGGCUACCUCCUCUGCAUGACAGAGUCGAGCACCAAGGGUGCGGGAACGGACGAAAAGGUCGAUGUUGGCAUCCUGGCCGUACAACCUGCAACUGGCGAUAUUAUAUAUGACACAUUUGAAGACGGUUUUAUGCGAAGCGAAAUCGAAACACGCCUUCUGCACAUCUCACCCUGUGAGUUUCUUAUAGUUGGUGACCUGUCCAAGGCGACAGACAAGCUCGUGCAACAUCUUUCAGGCAGCAGCACAAAUGUGUUUGGCGAUAGAAGCCGCGUUGAACGAGUACCAAAGAGCGUUACGGCCCCUGCAGAGGCGUACUCGCACGUCACCCAGUUUUAUGCCGACAAAGUGAAGAACUCGACCCCGAAAGAUCAAAGCGCCGAGUUCCUCGACAAGGUUCUCAAACUCCCCGAGGCCGUCACCAUCUGCCUCUCUACCAUGAUUCAACACCUCACCGAAUACGGGCUCGAACAUGUCCUCGACCUAACAAAAUACUUUGAAAACUUUACCACACGCUCCCACAUGCUCCUCAACGGCACCACACUAGAGAGUCUCGAGGUAUACCGCAACGCCACGGACCAUUCUGAACGUGGUAGUUUGUUCUGGGCUAUCGACAAGACACAGACUCGCUUCGGCCAACGCCUGCUGCGCAAAUGGGUUGGUAGACCGCUUCUCGAUAGGGACCAGCUGGAAAAACGCGUUGCUGCGGUCCAAGAACUCCACGACAAGCAGUCCACAGCCGCAGUGGACAACCUGGAACGUCUGCUCGCCACAACCAAGGCAGACCUCGAGCGCAGCCUCAUCAGAAUCUACUAUGGCAAAUGCACACGCCCCGAACUCCUUUCCGUCCUACAGACGCUUCAAAAGAUUGCCAGUCACUACACAAACAUCAAAUCACCUGCCGACGUCCCUUUCGACUCACUCACCAUCGUCGAAGCCAUCUAUGCACUCCCCAAUAUUCUCGACCUUGUCAUCUCCUACCUUGAGCGUAUCAACCUCGGCGCCGCCAAAAAGGACGACAAGUACUCCUUCUUCCGCGAAGAAUUCCAGACAGACGACAUUCAAGAUCACCAGCUGGGCAUCGUCCAUGUUGACCACGAGCUCGACUUACAUCGCGCAGUGGCAGCCGAGAAGAUCAGGCGCAAGGGCGUCGAAUACAAAACAGUCUCUGGUAUCGACUACCUUAUCGAAGUAUCCAACCACGAGGUGAAGAAUGUCCCUGCAUCUUGGAGCAAGAUAUCCGGCACAAAGGCCGUGUCGCGCUUCCACACACCCGAAGUCAUGCGUCUCAUUGCCGAGCGCGAUCAGCACCGCGAAGCCCUUGCCGCCGCCUGUGACAAGGCUUUCAAGGACCUCUUAAUUGAGAUUUCCACACACUACCAGCCCCUCCGCGACGCAGUUUCGUCUUUAGCAACGCUAGACUGUCUCCUCAGUCUGUCAAGGGUCGCCGCAAUGUCAGGCUACUCCAAGCCAACCUUUCUCCCAACCGACGCUGCGCCGAGCAUUUCCAUAUCGCAAGGCCGUCAUCCCAUCGCCGAACAGACACUGGAUAGCGGCUAUAUUCCCUUUAGCACAACCCUCGCCCAUCCCUCUCCGCUUGCCCACCUGAUUACUGGACCAAACAUGGGUGGCAAGUCGUCUUUUGUUCGUGCUCUCUCCCUCAUCGUCCUCCUCGCUCAAAUUGGUUCCUUUGUCCCGGCCGACUCUCUAACUCUGACACUAUGCGACGCCAUCUUUACUCGUACAGGUGCCAACGACAAUUUAUUUGCUGGCGAAUCGACCUUCAUGGUGGAAGUAUCGGAGACUGCUCGUAUUCUGCGGUCUGCUACACCUCGCAGUUUGGUCAUCUUGGACGAGCUUGGCAGAGGGACUAGCACCCACGAUGGUGCCGCAAUUGCACAGGCUGUCCUUCAUCAUGUUGUGACUGAGACAAAGUGCUUAACUUUGUUUAUUACACAUUACCAGAGCCUUGCUCGUAUGGCAGACUCACUACCUGGGCUCACCAACGUCCACAUGAAGUUUACAGCCGAUACCAAUGAAUCAGGAGAGGAGGUUAUUACAUUUCUGUACGAGGUAGAAAGUGGCGUUGCCCAUCGUUCCUACGGUCUAAACGUUGCACGCCUCGCAAAUAUUCCGCGUAAAGUCAUUGAUCUUGCUGCAGCAAAAUCCCAGGAACUUGAACAAGACUUGGGAGUUCGUCGCUUGCAAGGCACAUGCCACCUUCUGAGCCAAGUCUUGAAGACUGGUGGCGACCAACUUGACCAUUUGAUAUCUAGCAUUGAACAUUUGUAAUUGAAACCCAGGUAUAGAACAUACCGAAAAGCAUCUCGAAUUAGUUACUCUAUAUAAUACCCACGCAGAGAAAUGAAUAUAUACCGAAUGAUAUGAGAUCUAGUCUCGAUUCUAUGCGUUGUGACCUGUACG
Molecule: messenger RNA, 3426 nt
Organism: [Torrubiella] hemipterigena
Lineage: Eukaryota; Fungi; Ascomycota; Sordariomycetes; Hypocreales; Clavicipitaceae
Source: the annotation of a GenBank genome assembly